Trichechus manatus latirostris (Florida manatee) is the source of this 4459-nucleotide messenger RNA. RefSeq names its product LysM domain containing 2 (gene LYSMD2). The record is from RefSeq and is a predicted model, not a curated record. The transcript has 3 exons. Lineage: Eukaryota; Metazoa; Chordata; Mammalia; Sirenia; Trichechidae. Bases 3548 to 3922 code for a protein of 124 amino acids.
UCUACCGUGUCCUAUAGGGUCACUAUGAGUUGGAAUCGACUCCAUGGCAACGGGUUUGUUUUUAUUUUGGUUUGUUUUUAUCGUAUUUAAUUUGAUUUUCAUAGUAAGCCAAGGAUAGGUGUAAUUAAUCUCCUUUUUACAGGUGAGAAGAUGCGUGAGAGGUAAGGAUGUUUUACAAGCGUGAUUAUUCAUUGGGAGUAGCUCGAAUCAGCAUAGUGAUAAAGCAUUUGCUUUUCUUUAGAUAUUACUUCUGAUUUCCACCCUUGCUUUUAUCCUAGUCUUAUCGAGAGCUUUCUCAGCAUCCUGGUUACUGAAGAAGGAAGGUCAAUUCUCUCUGGUUUCUCUGAGUCCUACCUACUAGGCCAGGGUAACUAUACCUAGCAACCCAUGACAUCUGGAGGAAGGUUAUUUUGUUGGUUGCCACCCACAGCAAUUUCUCCAUGACCUACAGCCCUCUGUGGUCUCACUGGAGUUCCUUGUAGCUCCUAAAUAUCUGCGUGCUGAAGUUCUCUACUUUUGAUCAGAUGCUUUCUAAUCCCUGUUUACUAUAGAUGCUAUUUCUUAUAAUCUUCUUAUAGCCUUUUUUAAAAAAUUAAAGUGUGAAUUAGAUUUUUCAUUACUUUUGUAAAGACUGUUGACUUUAAGAUGUUACACUUAGGUAUAAUGUUUUGAGAACCAUGAUUUGUAGUCAUAAAUUACAGAGUUCCUCAGCCUCAGCACUAUUGACAUUAUGGACCUGAUAAUUCUUCGUGUGGGGACUGUCCUGCGCAUUGUAGGAUGUUUAGCAGCAUCUUUGGUCUCUACGCACUAGAUUCUGGUAGCAUCCCCCAUCCUUACCCCAAAGAUGUGACAAUCAGAAUGUUUCCAGACAUUGCCACAUGUCCUCUGGAGGGCAGAAUUAUACCCAGUUGAGAACCAUUGGUUGAUUACAAACAUAUAUCACACACUUUGGGUCCUGAACUAUAGUUAAUGAAAUUUUUAGAGACUCCUUUACUGGUUAUAUAGAAGCAGUGAAAGUGACAAUACUUAACAGUGAAGGGACAGUCUUGCUUUAAUAUUUGGAUUUAUUUAUUAUAAAUUGAGAUUUUACUUGGAGGCUAAAAAGUCAGAAAAGUUUUUCUCCCCCCUGAAUGAACACAAAGAAGUUAGGCGAGUUAAAUUUCUAAUAUUGAACUGCUAAAAUAAUCAACAACAUAUUUAAGGUUUUGUUUAACGGAGUGGGUGGUAAGAUGUUGGGGGUUUGAGACCCGUGGUAGUGCACUUGGAAAUUAAGAGUCAGUCCAGGUGGACAAUUGACUUUAACAUUCCAUGAGUUAUGGUGUGAGCAGAGCACAGCUCUGCAGUUUUGCUUAUAGGAGCAGGAACUCUCAGGGAAGCCUGUCUGCUGAUGGAGGCUCCCCAGCGACUCAGUUGGGAGUCCAGGCAGGAUUUGACUCCCUCAGUGGCAGAGAGUGGGAAAAGCAAGUAGUUUUGUGGAUACGAGGAGGUUUCCAGAACAGAGGAAGAUGGGGACUUGGCUUCUGGGUUAUAGGGGUACAGGAUGGAAACUGGUUUUCCAAAGUGGUGCUCAUGGCCUGGCAGCAGAAUGCAGCCCAGGAUAUUGGAAUAAAUCGGUGUUCCUCAAACUUGUCUGGACAGUAAAGGAGUGUCCUGGGGCAGACUAAAACGAAAGGAUCCUGGCUGACCUUGGACCUACUGGAUCAGAAUAUCCAGAAAAGGACCUCAGGAUCUCUUUUUAACAAGCCAUGUCUCCUUGUUUGUUCCCAAAACACUGUCCUUCCUUGCGAUCUUGGCACUUGCUGUUUUGUCUCUUUGGGACACACUUUCCCUGAUAGCUAUAUGCAGGGCUGGCUUCAUGGGUGUGUGACCUCCACAGCUGCACUGGGCUCCGUGCUCAGAAGGGCCUGUGCUUGGUUUAAUGCUCUGCUGUUGCCAUCCUGAAAUUUUUAAUCAUUUGAGAGCAAGGGCCCACAUUUUCACUUUUCAUUGGGCCCUUCAAAUUAUGUAGCCAGUCUUGGCUGUGUGACGUGCCCCCUCACUGCCUUCACAUCUUUGCUUAAACGUCUCCUCUGUGGGGACUUUCCUGACCACUCUGUUUGAAAUUGAAACCCUCCUCCAGCCCGGCACGCCUCUCCCCUUCCCUGCCUUUUUUUCCAGCAGUAUUUAUCAUUUAUCCAACUUUUUCAGCUCCUAUCUUUCUGGUGAUAUAUUAGUGAAUAAAUAAAAAUCCAUGCUCUCAUGGAGCUUAUAUUUUAGUCAGUGGAGACAGUAAAUAAACAAAAUAUGUUAUCUUUCAGAUAUUAAUAAGCAAAGUAAAGAAAAUAAAUCAGGGAAAGGAGAUAGGGCUGGUGGAGGUAGCUGUGAUUUAAAAUGGUGUGGCAAGAGAAGGCCUCACUGAGGAGAAAGUGAAGAAGGGAGCCAUGCAGAUAUCUGGGUGGAGAACAUUCCAGGCAAAAGGAACAGUGGGUGGUACAAAGGCCCUGAGGUGGGACAUCUUCCAGGAACAGUGUGGCUGGAGCUUAGUGAACAAAGGGAUGUAGUUGGCUUAGAUCAUGUAGGGUCUUGAAGGCCACUGUGAGGCCUUUGGCUUUUUCUGAGUGAGUUGGGAAGUGUUGGAGGGAUUUGAACAAAAGCAUGACACGAUCUGACUUAUGCAUUAAAAGGAUCGAUGUGGCUUCUGUUUUAAGAAUAGACCAUAGGGAGGGCAAGUGCCGAGGCAGGGAGACCAGAUAGGAUGGAGGCUUUUGUAGUAAUAGGGGUGAAAGAAGAUAACAGCUUGGACCAAAGCAGUAGAGAAGGAGGCAGUGGGAAGAGGUGGGAUUCUGGAUGAUUUGCUGAUAUGCUAGAAAUUUUCUGCUUACUUGCUCACUGUUGAGUUUGAAUACUUCUGCCCUGGAGACGGGCCCAGAGAUCCAGGAGGCUGCUCUGUAGGAAGGAGGGGUGUGGAGAUUUAAGAAUCUAGCCAGGUCUGACUCCUAACAAGCCCCAGUUCUUCUUCCAGUGAAGUAAAAAAUACCUUUGUGACCCUUUCCCACCAUCCUUUUUUGGUUAUGAGAUAACAUAUUAAAUCAUUGAUAAAUGGCAUUCAUUAUUUUAUUUUAUUUUUACUAACUUUUAUUGAGCGUGGUUUGUUUAAGGCCCUGUGCUAAGUGCUGGGGCUACAAGAUAAUACUAACACAUUGUCCUUUUUUUAUUUGUGGUGAGUUCAUCAGCUACUGAUUUACACUAGCCUGUAAGCUAUUUGAGAAGCAAGGGAACUUGUCUAUUUCAUCUUUGUAUCUUCCGUGUGUAGCCAUGGUGGGCCGUCCACAUCUGUGUGGACUUAAUCCACAGGAAAGCCUGGCUGGUAUGAAAUCACUAGGCCCUGGACUUGAGGAGGCCCUGAAAGUCAGCCAGGUAGGAGCUGAGUGAGGUAGUGCAUCCUGUUUAAGAGUUGAAUUAAAAAUUUGGUUUGAGGCCAGCUCUCAACCUACGGAAGACUGCUGCCGUUUAUGGUAUGUGAUAUUUGUUUCCUCUCCUUCCACCAAAAGUGAGUCUUUACAUAGAAAUGGAGCAGAUAAAAAGGGCAAAUAAACUGUUUACCAAUGAUUGUAUAUUUCUGAAGAAAACUUUGAACAUCCCAGUUAUAUCAGAGAAGCCUUUAUUGUUUAAUGGAAUUAACUCAAUUGAUUCUCCAGAAAAUGAAACUGUUUAUAGCAGUCUUUCUCAUGAAGAAGAGCCAGUGGUGGCUAGGGAAGCCCUCUCUCCUCCCAGUCCUCAGGAAUCUGACAUUCAGCCUGUGCAGUCUGAGGAAGUGUCAGCCAGAGAUUUCCUGCAGAGGCUGGACUUGCAGAUUAAGUUAUCAACACAGGCAGCCAAGAAACUAAAAGAGGAAAGCAGAGAUGAAGAAAGUCCCUGUGCAACUUCCCUCCAUCACAGUUAGGUGAUUAGGGGCCUAACUAACUUGGAUUAAGAAAUGGUUAGACCAUACUGAAACCAAGAAUUGAAGAUUUGAAAGCAUGUCUUUUGAAUUUCCAUAGCAUACAUCUUAAAAUCCCAGUUUAGUAGUUCCACCUACUGCAAUUGCACUGAAGGGAUUCGUUCCUUCUGGCUUUCUAUCAUUUUAAGUCCUGUUAUGGCAUGAGAGCAAGAUUGUAUCCUGAAGCUUAUCGCUUUUGUAGGUGCUGGUAGUUUUCUGACAAGCUUUUGUAAUUACUCGUUGACAUAAAGCAUCAAAGACUAUUUACAUAUUCAAGAUAAAAGCACUGUUUAUCUCCUGAUGAAAUCCUAGUUAUGUGAAAACUAUGUUGCUGUUUAUGUGAUGCUAAAUUUGCUGUGUUUAUAACUUAAGUGCUAUAUAUAUAUAUUUCAAUAUGUAUUACAUAUUCUGUAAUGAUAUAAAGAACCAAAUUUUGUUCGUUAUUUUGUAAAAAUAAACUACAAGAGUCUGAAUGAGAAAAUAAAUUAUGUUUUCAUAUUU